Messenger RNA from Cavia porcellus (domestic guinea pig), 3055 nucleotides. It is a transcript of the gene Ggps1, whose product is annotated as geranylgeranyl diphosphate synthase 1. Gene Ontology annotation, molecular function: prenyltransferase activity. The coding region runs from base 322 to 1221 and encodes 299 amino acids. Gene Ontology annotation, biological process: isoprenoid biosynthetic process. Lineage: Eukaryota; Metazoa; Chordata; Mammalia; Rodentia; Caviidae. The record is from RefSeq and is a predicted model, not a curated record. The transcript has 5 exons.
GGGAGGCGGCAACGACGCCUGCGCAGUGUGACUGGGAUGGCGCAUUUUCUUGCAUCGAGUAAUGCGGCGUUGCUAGCUGCUGAGGGCGGAGAGUUCUGGGGUGAAGUAGUAGGAGGGAUUAAUGUAGGAGUCGAAAGGACCUUUGAUCUGAACUACAAAGAAGGAAGUUGAUGCUGGAUACUUCUACUCCUGGACUGGCAGCGGGAAUUCGUGAGAUCACCGAGGAACUGCCAGAAGAGUUGUUGGAAAUGUCUGUCAGGAGCGAGCUUUCACAGUUUGAAGAUCCGAGAUUAGAAAGAUCAACUUUGAAAUUUCAAAACAAUGGAGAAGACUCAAGAAAAUGUCCAAAGAAUUCUUCUAGAACCCUACAGGUACUUACUUCAGUUACCAGGUAAACAAGUGAGAACAAAACUUUCUCAGGCAUUUAAUCACUGGCUGAAAGUUCCAGAAGACAAACUACAGAUUAUCAUUGAAGUGACAGAAAUGUUGCAUAAUGCCAGUUUACUCAUUGAUGAUAUUGAGGACAAUUCGAAACUCCGACGUGGCUUUCCUGUAGCACACAGCAUCUAUGGAAUUCCAUCUGUCAUCAAUUCUGCCAAUUAUGUAUAUUUCCUUGGCUUGGAGAAAGUCUUAACUCUUGAUCACCCAGAUGCAGUGAAGCUUUUUACCUGUCAGCUUUUGGAACUCCACCAGGGACAAGGCCUAGAUAUUUACUGGAGGGAUAAUUACAUUUGUCCCACUGAAGAAGAAUAUAAAGCCAUGGUGCUGCAGAAGACAGGUGGACUAUUUGGAUUAGCAGUAGGUCUCAUGCAGUUGUUCUCUGACUACAAAGAAGAUUUAAAACCACUGCUUAAUACACUUGGGCUCUUUUUCCAAAUUAGAGAUGAUUAUGCCAACCUCCACUCCAAAGAAUAUAGUGAAAACAAAAGUUUUUGUGAAGAUCUGACAGAAGGAAAGUUCUCAUUCCCUACAAUUCAUGCUAUUCGGUCGAAGCCUGAAAGCACUCAGGUGCAGAACAUCUUGCACCAGAGAACAGAAAACAUAGAUAUUAAAAAAUACUGUGUCCAGUAUCUUGAGGAUGUAGGUUCUUUUGAAUAUACUCGGAAUACUCUUAGAGAGCUUGAAUCUGAAGCCUAUAAACAAAUUGAGGCAUGUGGUGGAAAUCCUGAGCUAGUAGCUUUAGUGAAGCACUUAGGUAAGAUGUUCAAAGAAGAAAAUUAAUAAUGUUAACCCAUUCUUGAUUGGUAUGUACAACUUGUUUUAUUUAUUUUUUGUCUUUUAAUCUGUGAGCUUUUCAAAUUUGGACCAAAUUCUUAAUAGCCAGAAACAGAAAAUAGAAGUGAAAUGAGUGAAAUUAUUUCAAUGUGUAGAAACCUAUUCAGAUACAUAAUACAAAGUCAAAAGAAUAAAAGGGUGCCACAUUUAUAUAGGUCUAAUUUAAAUGUCAGAACUUCUUAUAGCAAGUCAUUCUGACCAACUGUCCCCUACUACAACAAAUGUUCUGUUGCUCUUGUCAAUAUAAGAAACUUGAACUUCCAGAAAUUUUUAUCUAGAUGCUUCCUUACUACUUUAUAGGCAAUUUCCAAUCAUCUCCAGUGUCAAACUAGUGACUAUGAGACCAGUGUCUUUAGCUAAGCUGCCCAAAGAUCACAGCACUGCUUUAUUGAAUGCUGCUACUAGGAAUAUCUUGGCAUCCUCUCUGGAAGCCCUCUUACUAAAGUCUUCUGGGAGAAGGCUGAACGAAAAAGAGUAACCAUUCAGGUCCUUUUUGCUACUCUCUACCUUUUUUCCCCCCACAAAUCUGCUCUUUUAAUUAAGGAAUCUCUACCUAAUGAAAUUUACAUGCUAGCCAAGUGCUUUUUUCCUUUUACAACAUAUUUCUGUCCCAAACUGAUUAAUAUUCCAUUUUAAAAAGAAAAAGAGGGCUGGGAUUUAGUUCAGUGGUGUAAGCGCCUGCCUGGCAAAUGCAAAGUCAUGAGUUUGAUCCCUGGUACCAAAAAACCCCCCAAAAAUAUAAAAAGAAAAAGAAUGUGUGGAAUAAGCAUUUUAUUCGGGAUCCUUGGGGCCUGGACGUAUUUCCUCACUACUGACAGUGAAGAUCUUUAAAAGGCUGUUUGCGUAUCACCAGUAUAAAAAUGGAGAAAUGCUUAUUCCCUUCUCACCCAGUACCCUCCUUGAAGGUAGUAGAUGUUUAGAUGGAAAGAGAGUAGGCCCAGGCAUGGUGGCUAAUGCCUAUAAUCCCAGCACUCAGGAGGGUGAGGCAGGAGGAUUGCUGGUAGUUUGAAGCCAGCCUAUACUGCAUAGUGAAACCCCAUCUCAAAAAGAUGGAAUAUAAGGUAGGGGAGGAGAGGAGUAAGCAUCUCUGAUCUCUGAAGAAAACCAAAGUGUUAACUCUGUGCCUGACCAAAAGUAGUCAAAGGCUCCGUUGAGCACUAAUUGCUUUUUUAGUGCCUUACCCCUGACCCGGCUAUUUCUUCAAUGUCCAUACCCAAACCACUGGAGCUAUCUGUGGCAGGAGAGAUAAGAAUGGAAAAAAAAAAAAAAAGACUCCCAUAUUAGAAGGGUUGACAUGCUUCCCUUAGAAAUGCUUCAUUUUUAGGGGCUAGGGAUUUAGCUCAGCGGCAUAAGCGCCUGCCUUGCAAGCAGGCAGUCGUGAGUUCGAUCCCUGGUACCGAUAAAAAGGAAAAAGACAAAGAAAAAAAGAAGUGUUUCAUUUUGCUGGAUUGAUUCUGUAAUACAUUGUGUUGAAUCUAAUCACCAUAUGCUUGAACGAGCAACUCUUCCCUGAGCACUAACCUAAAUCUUAAAACAGUUAGAUGCUGUCCUUCUUAGCUUUUAAAAUAAUUUGAAAUUCCUACUUUGACAGUGCUAAAGGAACCACUUAAAAUUCGGGUAUUUGUGCUACAAUAUGGAAAUUUGAACCUGUGUUUAUAAAUUGAUACUUUUGAAAAACCAUGAUUAUUUUUAAAAACCUAAUGUGACUAUAGCAGAAAUUAUUUACCUCUAAUUAUAAAGACUGCUUAAAUAAAAUGUUUUCCUUGCCUAAUCAUAUUAA